AUGGGGAAAUACAUGAGGAAACCUAAAUUCACCGGAAACACAAUAGUUGUACUCGAUGUUUCUCUCGGUGUUCGAACCAGAGCUAAAACCCAAGCGUUGCAGAAACUUCAAGCUCUCAAUUUGUCCGCCGCAACGCCACCGUCUCCGGCGAUGGUGACAGAACAACAUACGGAAUCAUGUUAUCUGGAACUACGCAGCCGUAGGCUGGAGAAGCCUCUGGCUCAACUAUUAAUGUGCUGCCGACAACGAAACCUUAACCCUAGUGGUUUGAACUCUUCUUAUUCCAACGAUGGCGGCUGGUAG
Molecule: messenger RNA, 303 nt
Organism: Helianthus annuus (common sunflower)
Lineage: Eukaryota; Viridiplantae; Streptophyta; Magnoliopsida; Asterales; Asteraceae
Product: cyclin-dependent kinase inhibitor 3-like
Exons: 1
Coding region: 1-303 (100 amino acids)
Biological process (GO): negative regulation of cyclin-dependent protein serine/threonine kinase activity
Molecular function (GO): cyclin-dependent protein serine/threonine kinase inhibitor activity
Source: RefSeq, a predicted model, not a curated record